CAUCAACAUCGCCCUUUCAAACCCGCCGCUCAUCCAGAUUUCCCUUUCCCGCUCGAGGCUCUUUCUCUACCAUGGUGAUGCAGCGUCCUACGUGCCGGGGCUUGACCCAUUGAUCGCCUUCGCCAAUAGCACGUGUCGUCUAUUUGUCUACGGGUUAUCCCGAUGUCUCGGAUCUCUACUCACACCCGCAACAAUAGUAACCCGACUCGGAUUUUAAGCGCGCGUGUAUGAUCGACCGUCCCGUUGCACAGACAGACGUUUUGCCUAUCCCUUCAUCCGUCACGCACGUCAACCGAACCCCAAUAGCGGGGCGAGCGAACCUCUGCAAACUACCGCAAUGCCUACCUAUCCUAUCCGCCGCAGGCCGCGGGAGUGUAAAACUUGCCUUCCAUGUCGUGCCAGCAAGGUCCGCUGUGAUCGCAAUGUGCCGUGUGGGAACUGCGUCAAGCGCAACUUCACCUGCUCCUACGGUCGUCCUCCCCCGACGGGCCCCAGACCAGCCUCCUUCGUUCCAGAUCAGUUUGCCUCUUCCGCCUCGACUCCCGCGACAACUACGCCUCAAUUCCUCCCUCCGCCGUCGUAUCAUCCCACCAACCGGGACGCUCCCUAUGGGGCCGACCCGGAAUCGGCGAGCUCGGCCACCCAGGAUGGCCUAUCUGAUAUCGUGACGCUGUCGCAAGAGGAAUGGGAUGAGAUAAACAACAAAAUGCAAACAAUGGAGCAGAUCUUGGCGAGCUUGGGCUCUCUGUUCCACUCCUAUGGUGCGCGGAAAGCCGCCGACCCUCGAUCCGAACCUUCUCACACGGAGGAAGACGCUUCUCCCGCCUCCGAAGGCAUCUAUGGGCCAACUACGCUGAAGACGGGCUCGGUUCAUAUAGGUUCUAGGUCUGCCCUGGUUGAUAUUCUGGACAAGUCGAAGGUUUCGGAGGACACGGCGCAGGCGCUACCGAAAGAAGACCUUCUCACAGAGCUGGCUUUGGGGAACGAGUCUGCCGCCUACCCCUUUGUUGAUCUUUGGUCGUCAGAUCCAUACACGUUCAAUAUCGCAGGUGUAUGCAAUGUGCUACCCGAUGACGAGCAGUGUCGAAAACUCUUAGCAUUCUAUCGGAAUAUUGGCGCAGUGCUGUAUCCCGUCCUGCCAGAUCUUGCUAGGCUCGAAGAGAACUUGAAUAGACUGUUGGAAGGCCGCCGAGCAGCUGGUGGCGUGUAUCAGCCGGAUGCUAAUGGCCUAGUGAAGCCGUGGGGCAUGAGUGUCUCGUUCCUCAGCCUUCUAUUUGCUGUUUUAGCGUCCGGUUCCCAAUUAUCUGAUCUGUCUGGGAGAGAACGAAAGUUGACCUCAUGGGUAUACGUGUCUUGUUCUUACCAUUGUCUGCGCAUGUUGAACUAUGUAUCCCAGCCAACACUGGAGGUGAUCCAGACCCUGUUGAUCAUCGGCAGUGUCUUGUCGUAUAACAUGAAUGCGGGCGCAUCCUACACGUUGCUCGGGAUGACGGAGCGAAUGUGUAUGGUUCAGGGCCUUCAUGUCGAGACCUCUGGGUUCUCACGAGCCGCGCAGGCGGCGCGGAGGAGAGUGUGGUGGGCGAUGGCUUUUCAGAACAGCCAUUUUUCCUUAGCGUAUGACCGACCGUCCAUUACCAUGAUCAAUCAGCCGGAAAUCCCGUAUGACCCGAAAUCCAUGCCUGGCCACCGAGGAUAUUUCGAAACGCUCUGCCGCCUUAUUUCCGUUAUACUCGAGAUGCUGCGAGGGUUGAUGUUCUCGCAUCAUUCCCACCUGCGAUACCAUGAAAUCCGGGACUAUAAGCAGCGAAUCGAGCGAAUCAUUGCCGAGGCUGCACCGCAUUUAAAAUCUCGUGACCGCUGUGUCACGCUAGCGGACCAUAUCGAGCGGACGGAGCUUCGGCUGCACUCCUCGUAUUUCAUCUCGCUGAUGUGCCGAGUUUCGUUGGACCCGGAUGCUCCAAUGGAUGAACAUCGGCGCGAAGUCGUUCGGGAGGACUGCUUGGCGAAUCUCAUCAAUACAAUCGAGGCGUUCAUUGAGCUGCACGCGGUUAAUUCGCAUGCGUCGCGUACCUGGAUCAGCUUACAACGGACUAUCGCGUCAGCUUUCCUAUUGGUAGCGAAUAACAAUGAUCAGUUGCACCCGCAGACGUGGGACCUGAUCCAGAAAUUGGAAGUGGUCUUGUCCGACCACGUGCAUGCGGAUAAGGAGUCGGACGGCAAUAGCAAGACGGACUCGGCCAGACAUCUCGCAUCUUCCCUUCGCGCUCUACGCGAAGUCAGUGCCGCCUUCCGCACGCGCAAAAAGCGCAACCGGCUAGUCCCGGAGAUGGCACCUACCACACCGGCCCUGUCUCCUGCAACCGCGUUCACAUCGCCGGCCUCGACUGCCCUGGGGUCAACAGCAGCGGCCUACCCCUCAGGGUAUAGCGUUUCGUCCGAGGAGGGGCACAUUGACAACAUUCUCAACCAGGUGUCGGAUGUAAUGCUCUUCCCGAGCAUGAGUACGGGAAAUGUCUGACCCCAUGGCUACCCAGGCAUGAUAGUUAGUGACUUCGUGCGACAGUUUGACCAAUGCGAGUGCACUGGCUCGCUUGCGCCGUCCCUUCUGCCGG
Molecule: messenger RNA, 2612 nt
Organism: Aspergillus ibericus CBS 121593
Lineage: Eukaryota; Fungi; Ascomycota; Eurotiomycetes; Eurotiales; Aspergillaceae
Product: Zn(II)2Cys6 transcription factor
Exons: 6
Coding region: 338-2518 (726 amino acids)
Biological process (GO): DNA-templated transcription; regulation of DNA-templated transcription
Molecular function (GO): DNA binding; carboxy-lyase activity; DNA-binding transcription factor activity, RNA polymerase II-specific
Source: RefSeq, a predicted model, not a curated record